Molecule: messenger RNA, 348 nt
Organism: Loa loa (African eye worm)
Lineage: Eukaryota; Metazoa; Nematoda; Chromadorea; Rhabditida; Onchocercidae
Exons: 4
Coding region: 1-348 (115 amino acids)
Source: RefSeq, a predicted model, not a curated record
AUGGUUUGGGCGAAAAAACGAAAGUAUCAACAACAAUAUCGAAAACAACAACAGCAGCAGCUCGGUACCAUUUAUUUUCAUCAUAUUAAAGAAUCUGAUUUCAAGCCAAAUCGUUACUACACAUGUACCGCUGAGAAUACCAAACUCAAAGAUUACAAAUUUGGUAAUCAGUUUCGUCUCGAUGUUACCAAAAAUCGUCGACGGGCAUUUUGUGCUUUACCCAAAAUCGUUACCGGCCAUUUUGUUGUAAUAGGAGUUUGGGCUAUGACAUGGAGUUCAUUAGCUAUACUUGGGAUCCGGAAAGAAAGAACUUUGAUCAGAUUAAAAUGUUACGAUAAAGAAAAGUGA